Penicillium soppii is the source of this 969-nucleotide messenger RNA. RefSeq names its product putative class III chitinase. The transcript has a single exon. Gene Ontology annotation, molecular function: chitinase activity. Gene Ontology annotation, cellular component: extracellular region. Gene Ontology annotation, biological process: carbohydrate metabolic process. NCBI's taxonomy places the organism in Eukaryota, Fungi, Ascomycota, Eurotiomycetes, Eurotiales, Aspergillaceae. The coding region runs from base 1 to 969 and encodes 322 amino acids. The record is from RefSeq and is a predicted model, not a curated record.
AUGCCUCCUAUCCGAGGCGGCCUCGGCGAGCGCCCGCGAGUGAUCUUGUACCACCAAACGCUCAUCCCAGGCGGGGGUCAAUAUGUUUCAAUGCUCCCGCUCGUGGAAAACAACACGGGAAUCACGCAUGUUAUUAUCGCUGCCUUCCACCUGAAUGAACAACCAGAAGCCAUCACUCUCAAUGACGAUCCUCCAGAUAGCUCCAUAUUCGACCCCCUUUGGGCCGAAGUACCCCUUAUGAAGCAGAAAGGUGUCAAAGUGAUGGGCAUGCUAGGCGGUGCCGCGCCAGGCUCUUUCACACGACUCGACGGCACCAGACAACAAUUCGAGCUGUAUUAUUAUCCGCUUCUGACCAUGAUCCGCCGCCAUGGUCUGGACGGCAUCGACCUCGAUGUAGAAGAGGCGAUGUCUUUGCAAGGUGUGAUCAGGUUGAUCGACCGUCUCAAGGCCGAUCUGGGCGAUGAAUUCAUCAUCACCCUGGCUCCUGUGGCUGCUGCAUUACUCGGUAUAGGGAACCUCUCGGGCUUCGAUUACCGUGAGCUCGAGCAGGCUCGUGCUUCCAAAAUCAGCUGGUACAAUACCCAAUUUUACAAUGGCUGGGGCGUCGCCGAGGAUCCGCGGAUGUAUGCUACGAUGAUGGCACAGGGGUGGUCGGCACGACGGGUCGUAUAUGGCCUGCUGACCAACCCAGGUAACGGGUCACAAGGCUAUGUGUCAGAGGAGAAGAUUGGACCCGUUCUGGCAAUGUUGAGAGAGCAGUUUCCUAAUUUUGGUGGUGUUAUGGGUUGGGAGUACUACAAUGCGCUUCCUGGAGACACAGCAAUGCCGUGGCAGUGGGCUACUCAGAUGUCCCUGAGCAUGGGUAUGAAGGAUUUGGUUAUAGCGACGCAAGAGCUCAUGUCGGCAAGUCCAAUGGCGAGCAGUCUCAAUAAUUUGUUGCAAGAUAUGAUGAAUCAAAGACGGCGAUAA